AGCUCAUCAAUUUCACGCCAAGACCGCCAACACCUUAGGGUAAAAGUUCUCGAUCCCAUCAGCCUUAGCGCAUUUCCAAUGCUUCUAAGUGAGCGUAACCCUGCGCAGGCGCAGUCGGCCACUCCCGACUUCCGGGCGUUACUUAAGGUAUAAAUAUGGCUGCGUCGGCGCGGAUCUGUCUCUUUAGGCGUCGCUCUCUUGGUGUGCUUGUUCUUGACCCGGUCGAUAAUUCCAGGUACUUUGUUGAUGGAGGAAAGAAGAGAAUCUACUCGGGCACCUACUGAAUAGUUACUUGACUAUAUACAGCCUGCUAAAAUUUUGGCUAUGUUAGGGCCUCGGCCAUUAGAAGCUGGGGCAAGCUUUUCUGCCUACUUAACUCUGUUUGGUAAAUACAUUUCUUUUGACAGGUUAUGUCUAGAUUUGAGAACCUUCAGCAUGGUUCUCAUUUUUUGAGGUCUCAACAGGUUUCCCCAGACCAUAUAUAAACCAUGUAUAAGUCAUUUUUCUGUUUCCACAGUCUCUGUAAGAUUAUAGUCAUAAGUUCAAAUCUGAAUUAAAGCAGAAUGUCUUUUUUGGAUCUGAAUGUCUUUUCUUGUGAUUUAAUGUGUGAGCAGAAGGCUGCAGGUGGGUCAGGAUAAACCCGGAGUGAAUGUUUGGUCCAUCGAAAAACUAAGAUUGUUCCUUCCUCUGCUUUGGUGAUAUUAUUACAGCAGUGUUAGAUAGGAAAAUGGUCAAAUGGAUGAGUUAUGUGGAAAGUUAGUCCCAAGUCAACAUGGACAGGCCUAACAGGGGCCUUAUGAUAUGAGGUAGACUGGUCCCUAGGUCAUAAUGGAAAGUUGAUGACUACUGCCUGCCUUGAUCAUGGAAAAGCCAUGAUGGGGUCACUGGGGAGAUGCCUUGAAGCCAUGUGAAUGAAUAAGAUCUUGGAGAAAGACAUCAGUUUCCAGGGUGAAGCUUGGAGAAACUUCACAGUUUACCAUCCAGGAGAGGAGGCCAGGAUGGAGGCAGAAGUCAACCUGAAAAGGACAAGAAGAUGCCACCCAAGCGCAUAGCUAAGAGAAGGUCACCCCCGGAAGAUGCUAUCCCCAAAAGCAAGAAGGUGAAAGACACUCGUAAUCGCCGUCCUGCUACUCGCUCGUGCCAAGUCUCACACAGGUCCCACAACACAGAACCAGGCUUGGUGCUGACACUGGGCCAGGGCGACGUGGGCCAGCUGGGGCUGGGUGAAAGUGUGCUGGAGAGGAAAAAGCCGGCCUUGGUGCCCCUUCUGCAGGAUGUUGUGCAGGCUGAGGCCGGGGGCAUGCAUACUGUGUGUCUGAGCCAAAGUGGCCAGGUCUACUCCUUUGGCUGCAAUGACGAGGGUGCCCUGGGAAGGGACACUUCAGUCGAAGGCUCAGAAAUGGUCCCUGGGAAAGUGGAACUGCAAGAGAAAGUGGUGCAAGUGUCAGCGGGGGACAGUCACACAGCAGCCCUCACCGAAGACGGCCGUGUCUUCCUCUGGGGCUCUUUCCGGGACAAUAAUGGUGUGAUCGGGUUGUUGGAGCCCAUGAAGAAGAGCAUGGUACCUGUUCAAGUACAGCUGGAUGCGCCCGUGGUAAAGGUGGCCUCGGGGAACGACCACUUGGUGAUGCUCACGAACGAUGGCGACCUCUAUACCUUGGGUUGUGGGGAGCAAGGUCAGCUGGGCCGUGUACCUGAAUUAUUUGCCAACCGAGGUGGCCGUCAGGGCCUUGAGCGACUCCUGGUCCCCAGAUGUGUGCUGCUGAAAUCCAGGGGGACCCGGGGCCGUGUGCGGUUCCAGGAUGCCUUCUGUGGCGCCUAUUUCACUUUUGCCAUCUCCCGAGAGGGCCACGUGUAUGGCUUUGGCCUCUCCAACUAUCACCAGCUCGGGACUCCAGGCACUGGAUCUUGCUUCAUUCCUCAAAACUUGACAUCCUUCAAGAAUUCCACCAAGUCCUGGGUGGGCUUCUCCGGGGGCCAGCAUCACACAGUCUGCAUGGAUUCCGAAGGGAAGGCGUACAGCCUGGGCCGGGCUGAGUACGGGCGCCUGGGCCUUGGGGAGGAUGCUGAGGAGAAGAGCAUGCCCACCCUCAUUUCCCGGCUGCCCGUGGUCUCCUCGGUGGCCUGUGGGGCUUCUGUGGGGUAUGCUGUGUCGAAGGAUGGUCGUGUUUUUGCCUGGGGCAUGGGCACCAACUACCAGCUGGGCACCGGGCAGGAUGAAGAUGCCUGGAGUCCUGUGGAAAUGACUGGCAAACAGCUGGAGAACCGUGUGGUGUUAACUGUGUCCAGUGGGGGCCAGCACACGGUCUUACUAGUUAAGGACAAGGCACAGAGCUGAUGAAGUCUUUGUGGGCCUGGCUUCUGGCCCCAGCCCAGCUUCACAGAACAGGAAAACAGCCAGCUACAGAUUCCAACCCUGAACAGAUAUCAUCUCCUGUCUUUUCCCAGCACCACAGCAGAAUCCUUUUUCUUCUGUUUUGUCUGUUCUCUUUCUAGAAACAUACUGGUACUUGUGGGAUGUGUGGGGAUGGGAGGAGGAUCUCAGAAGGAUCUUUGCUUACCAGAGGCUUACUUUAUUAGACCUUUCCCCCACCCCCCUUUGAUACUCUGCUUCCUGUGGUCCUAGCUGGCACUGGCUCAUUACCUACAAAACCCAAACCGGUAGCUUAAGACUACAUGCAACAUCCUGCCCCGGGGUUUUGCUGCCCAGACUCUGAAAAGUUGGGACUCCGUGAAGCCCUGCUUACCAUGAGCCUCUCUUUCUGUUCCUAACAGUAGUUUACAAGGGCACAGAUGGUUUGUAUUGUCAUCGGAUCCAGUUGUCAUGGACCCAUGCCUGGGGAGAUCUGGACAAAGGCUUUACAAGGCUCUGGGUGACCUAAGCCAAAUAUUUGGCUCUAAACAGGUGUCCAUGGGCAAAAACACUGACCCACUUGAAAAAAACCAACGUCCUCCCAAAAGCACAAAGCACCCCAGUAUCCCUUGGGUGUCACCUGUCCCUUCCCCAUCAGCCUUUCUGCCAUAGAGGACUGAAUAGCCAUGCUGGGCUCGGCUGGGCAGUCAAGGCAGGGUAUUGGGAAAGGGGUGGGAGUUGUUUUAUAACAGCGCUGAGGGAGGAGUGGAGGGGCGGAGGCUGGUCCUAAGGAAAGUAACAGUGGCUGAGAAAAUAGUUUUGAAUUUUUUUUAAUUGUAUAAUAUUUUGGAGGGGAGAAUAAAAUCUUGUAACACUUUGAAUAAACUUAGAGUUUUGUAAAAUGG
This is a messenger RNA of Mus caroli (Ryukyu mouse), 3258 nucleotides long. RefSeq names its product regulator of chromosome condensation 1 (gene Rcc1). The record is from RefSeq and is a predicted model, not a curated record. Gene Ontology annotation, molecular function: guanyl-nucleotide exchange factor activity. NCBI's taxonomy places the organism in Eukaryota, Metazoa, Chordata, Mammalia, Rodentia, Muridae. Gene Ontology annotation, cellular component: cytoplasm.